This is a messenger RNA of Mitosporidium daphniae, 492 nucleotides long. RefSeq lists its product as uncharacterized. The transcript has a single exon. NCBI's taxonomy places the organism in Eukaryota, Fungi, Microsporidia. The coding region runs from base 1 to 492 and encodes 163 amino acids. The record is from RefSeq and is a predicted model, not a curated record.
AUGCCUUUAAAAGAAAACGUCGCUAGAAAUACCGAUACCAUCUUGUCCCCCACUCGUCUCAAACUUCCCUCAAAAUCAAUUAACACAGCAUUGCUUGCUCCAACAUCGUCGUCGAUACCAUCCCGCAGUUUACCUGUGCAUUCAGAUAUUGAUCGAUCUCAAAUUUUGUUGUCCCCUCAAUUUAAGCAUCUAAAAUACAAGAAAGACUCGACAUGCACUUCAUCUUUCUCAAAUUUGCUUCCUACAAAUCAAAUCCAAAUUGGGAUCAAAACCAAURACGUCUCCUCGCUGGCAUCAUUUGUAAAUCCAAAUACAAUCAAGGCAAAGCCGACGACGCCACAUGUAGUUCCUCAACCACCUGCCCUUCUUUCUUCUAAAAAUAAAAGAGCAAAAUGGGAUACAAAGGCAUUUAUUAAUCUAUUUACAAAUAGGGGCUACUUGAAGAUGCCAUGGAGGAUGUUAAAAUGUACAAAAGAGAGUAUUCGAAGCUGA